UUCAGAAUUGCACGCUGCAACUUCUCGAGUAGAAACAUGGACGGUGACAAAGUGUCGUGUCCGGUAUGCAGUAAGGAGUUCGCUUCCUCCGUCAUCGAGUCCCAUGUCGACAAGUGUCUGUUUCUGAAUGAAUCUGUGGCGGAUGAAGGCACAACCUUGCUGAAGGACUCGAGUCCCGUCGCUAAGAAAAGUAAAUUGAAACCGACGAGUGCAAAGAAAAGCAAUCCGGUGGCUGUAAAGAGAAAGAGCACUUUGGAGCAAUUUUCCUUCCAGGAUAUUCAAAGAGAUGAAGAGGAUAUUAAGGAUAUUCAAGAUGAUAUUCCACAGAGAAGUACACAGAAUAAGAAGUUUUGUGGGAACGAACGCAUACCUCUUGCAGAACAGAUGAGACCCACGUCGCUUUUGAACUUUGUUGGUCAGAAACAUAUUUUGGGACCUCGUACUAUGCUGUCAGAGCUCUUGCAAAAGGGAGAGAUACCUAAUAUGAUUCUCUGGGGUCCACCUGGAUGUGGCAAAACGUCUUUAGCUAACGUCAUCGCGCACAGAUGCAAAAAUGAUACGAGCCAUAAGCUACGCUAUGUUAAGCUCUCCGCAGCAAUGGCUGGUGUUCAAGAAGUGAAGGAAGUUAUCAAUGUCGCUGCUAAUCACGCAAAGUAUGCGCAGCGCACGAUAGUUUUCAUGGACGAGAUACAUAGGUUCAACAAGACACAGCAGGAUGUAUUCUUGCCGCACGUCGAGUCCGGAGUCAUCACCCUGAUCGGUGCCACGACGGAAAACCCUUCGUUCAGCUUGAACUCUGCAUUACUGAGCCGAUGUAGAGUAAUUGUUUUGCAUAAGUUAUCCAUCGUGAAUUUGGUGUCGAUCUUAAGACGCGCGGUGAUUUCGUUAAAUGGCGUAAUUCACUUGUCGGAGAAAAGCGAAACCUUACAAAACAACGGGGAACAGAGUACAUCGAUGGAGGAAAGCAGAGUCAUAGGAGAACCGUCUCACGAUACAAAAUUCAUCGUAGACGAGCCGACGAUAGAAUGGUUAGCCGGUACUUGCGACGGUGAUGCUCGCAUAGCGUUGGGAGGACUGGAAUUGGCGGUGCGGUCUAAAGCACCAAACGAAGAGGACUCGCCAGAAGCUGGUCCGGCGAUCAUAACGCUAAGUGACGUCGAGGAGAGCCUAAAGAAAACACACAUGCUGUACGACAAGAAGGGCGAGCAACAUUACGACAUGAUCUCCGCACUGCAUAAGUCAGUUAGAGCCAGCGACGAAAAUGCCUCGCUAUAUUGGUUAACCAGAAUGAUUUCCGGCGGCGAGGAUCCGGUGUAUAUCGCACGCAGAUUGGUGAGAAUGGCUACUGAGGAUAUCGGCUUGGCUGAUCCGAAAGCUCUGGGAAUCGCGGUGCAUACAAUGCAUGGUUGCAAAAUGAUCGGUAUGCCAGAAUGCGACGUGCUUCUGGCGCAAUGUACAAUUUAUUUAGCGAGAGCACCAAAGUCUAGAUUGAUGGAGGACGCACUUAGAGCCGCGCAACGAGUAAUAGCCGAGCAUAAAGGUCCGCAACCAGGGGUGCCUUUACAUUUGAGGAACGCUCCCACGAGGCUUAUGAAGGAUUUGGGAUACAGCAAGGGAUACAAUAUGAAGCAUAGGGAGGAUUCUGGAUUAAAUUAUUUACCAGAGGGACUGGAAGAUUUGGAUUUUUUCGGAGAUGAUAGAAGUAACGUAAUGUGAAGGUAUUAGUUAUACCGCGAUGUUACACUUCUUUCCAUAAUAGUUACUUGAUCAUCAGGAUAUAAUGUUGCAUUAGUGCGUCAGAAGGUGUCUUAUGAACCUCAUAUUUAAAAUCAGAUCUCUCAGGGACUAAUGCUUUAAGCAAUAUAAAUAUAAAAUAAAAUGUAUGUAUGUAUACACAUACGCUAUUAAUAAUAAUUGUAAUACAAAUCUUGUAUAUAAAAUAUUUUUUAAAAUAAUAUAGAAUACAUUUAUGUGAUAAGCUACAAAAAUAUUACAAAUCGUAUUAAUUAUGCUCAUUCGUGCAACCGUGCCUCUAACAGAGAUUCAAUAAAGAUUCGUGCAAGCAAUAUUUUA
Molecule: messenger RNA, 2073 nt
Organism: Odontomachus brunneus
Lineage: Eukaryota; Metazoa; Arthropoda; Insecta; Hymenoptera; Formicidae
Product: ATPase WRNIP1-like
Exons: 5
Coding region: 37-1716 (559 amino acids)
Biological process (GO): regulation of DNA repair; DNA repair; DNA-templated DNA replication
Cellular component (GO): nucleus
Molecular function (GO): single-stranded DNA helicase activity; DNA binding; enzyme activator activity
Source: RefSeq, a predicted model, not a curated record